AAUACAUAAGCAAACCAAAAAAAGACAAAGAGAGGAGUUAUGUCAUAUUGGUUCCCCUCCAUCCACAUCCGCAUCCGGCUCCACAUCCACAGCUGCAUCCAUAGGUUGUGUUGGAGAGGGUUCUUCUAUGCCUCCCUUUCGUCCUAGUGCUUCUGCUAGUGCCAGUACUUCUAUUUCUACUCCUAGUCACACUUUUGGUCCUAGAGUGCGAAAAUCCAAGAUAGACAAUUUUUUUGUACCACGCACUACUCCUGGCACACAACCCUCGCUUGAGAGCAUGUCUUGGAACAAGGAGGUCCAUGAUGCAGGAAGAAAAGCAAUUUGCAAGUUUUGGUACUUCUGCAACAUUCCAUUUAUUGCAGCCAGGUCUCCUUAUUGGCAAGGCAUGAUUGAUGCAGUAACCGUUUGUGGGCCGGGGUUUAAAGCCCCUAGUGAUACUGAGUUGAGUGGCCCUCUCUUGUUGGAAAUGGUGGAAGAUAUGAAAGUUGACCUAGAGGACCACCGCCAAUCUUGGAGCCAGAAGGGUUGCACCAUCAUGACAGAUGGUUGGACUGAUAGGAGGAAUAGAACACUCCUAAAUUUUCUUGUUUCCAGCAGAGGUGAUUGAUCAUUU
Molecule: messenger RNA, 613 nt
Organism: Cryptomeria japonica (Japanese cedar)
Lineage: Eukaryota; Viridiplantae; Streptophyta; Pinopsida; Cupressales; Cupressaceae
Exons: 2
Coding region: 128-607 (159 amino acids)
Source: RefSeq, a predicted model, not a curated record